AUGGCAUCCACCAUGUCCUUCACCUAUGAUGGGGCCUUCACCUUCCCUCCCUCCGGGCCUACACUCGCCGCGGAUAACGCCAAAUCCGCAUCACUCCCCUUCUACGUCCCCUCGCCGCCCGGAUCCAAUUACUCUGAGCCGGGUCUCGACUUUGACCUCGAAUCUUUUACCCAUACCUCCCCCGCCUCAUCUUCCCUCCUCGACGACACCUUUGCGUGGGACUUUACCAUGCAGUCCGACCCAUUUGGCGCGGCGGACGUAUCAGACGUCACACCGGUCUUUUCCUCAUCCACCCCCGCGUCAACCACGUUGAUUUCCCCUCAAUCCUCCAUCUCAUCCUUUGCAGACGUACUCGCCACUGCUCCCUCCCUUUCUCUCGCCACCAUUCCGUCCAUCGCCCCUGCGGAGACGGCCGAGGCGCUGUCAAACCAUCACCUUCAGCGCUACCUUCACUACAAGGCGCUGGCGGCCCAAGCGGAAGCAGACGCACGGGUCAAAGCGCAACAGGAAUUUGACACUCUCCUCGCUCAAUACUCCAUGCCUGUCUUCCCCUCGGACAACGGUAUGAAACCCGACCUUGCACCUUCUGCGAUGCUCGGCUACCCGUCCGGCUUCUCCUCGGACGCGGGGCAGAUCUACGCGUACAACCCUCAGGAACAGGCGCACCUGGCGAACGCUCAGGCCGAGGCGCAUCUCCAGGCGCACGAUGUCGCUCUGGCUCGCGCCGAGCAGCAACGGGCGCAGACGGGCUACUGGGUCGCCGCCACCCAGAACGCCUUUAUCAAUCCCGCGGUCCCGACCCAGCCGGCCUGGGUACAGCCUGCCGCCGCUCCGUUAGCUUCCCUCCCUUUGGCUCCCGCUUCUGCUCCGAACGCGGCGGUUCCCAUCACUGCCACGGCUCCCAUCCUCGCCCCGGUCCCCAAAGCAUUUUCUGCUCCCUCAUCGCUCGUCCGGUCAUUUGAGGCGGAAGGAGAGGAGGAGGUUGACGGGUCGGAGCACGACCAGGUGUCGGUCGGCUCGGCUGGCUCGGCGGAUGUCGUCAUCCCCAACCUGAACGGAGGAGGAAGGGGGUACGUUCCGGGUCAGACCCCGGACGACCCGAAGAAGCGGCACAAGUGCAACACUUGUGGCCGAGCAUUUGCAAGGGCUUUCAAUCUCAAGUCCCACGCCCAGACCCACAAUCCCGUUCGGGCCAAACCCCACCAGUGCCCCCACUCUACCUGCAAGCGCGGCUUCUCCCGCUUGCACGACCUCGAGCGCCACCGUCAAGGCAUCCACAAUGACGGUCCCCUCGUGUCCGCCAAGACUUCCGGCGUCUCGCCUUCCACCGUCCGCGCUCAGGCGAGGAUGGUGAAGGCUGGUUCGUCGGAGCACAGUCUCUAA
Dioszegia hungarica is the source of this 1383-nucleotide messenger RNA. RefSeq lists its product as uncharacterized. The transcript is spliced from 2 exons. The record is from RefSeq and is a predicted model, not a curated record. Lineage: Eukaryota; Fungi; Basidiomycota; Tremellomycetes; Tremellales; Bulleribasidiaceae. The coding region runs from base 1 to 1383 and encodes 460 amino acids.